AUGGAUAAAAAUAAAGUGUUUCAAAUUUUCAAUUUUAAAAGUAAUAAAAAUGAAGUCUUGUGUAAAAAUAAUGAAUUGUGUACCAACAUUAAACCAUUUAAACCUCAAGAAGCACUCGAAAAUAAUUCUGUUGCUGAAGUUGACCCUGAUGAUCCACUCGUUUUACCGGAUGUACAAAAGUUGCCUUCUGAGGUUAAUGAUAUCGGAGAUAUAAGUACAGGUUUGAUUCGACCAAGGUACAGGUAUGUUUUCAUUAAUUAAUUUAUAAUUAUAAAUAUUACGUGGUUAUUAUUCAAAUUAUAUUUUAUUUUUAAGAAAAAUAAAGGAAGUUACUAUUCACUAGUUUCAAUGUUAUUACUUAUAACUUAUAAGUCAUAAGUAAUUAUUAAUAUUAUAACUUAUAAGUAAUAUAUUCAGUAAUAUUCUAGUUAUAAUUCAUAGGCUCAAUUAUUCAUUUUAGACAUAUCCAAAAACUGUUUUUGGCAAACAAAACAGGGGAUUUUCAUCUACAUUGUUUGAUGGUUUUCCUUGGCUUGAAUACAGUAUUCAAAAGGAUGCUGUGUUUUGCUAUCCAUGUAGAGUGUUUGGAACUGGUAGGUCAGAAGAUACUUUUGUUUCCAAAGGGUUUAGAAAUUUGGAAAAAGGUAUGUUUUAUUUUUUUUUUAAUUAUUCCAAAUAGAUUUGAACUUCUUGAUUUUUUUUAUUUUAUUUACCUAAAAUAUUAAAUUAUGUAUUUAUAUUUUUAAAUAGAUUAGUGGAUCCAUUUCUAAAACUUCCAAAUUUAAUUCAAAGUCAAAAUUAGAAAUUCAUGCCACAACUAAACAACAUAUAAUUAAUUCAGAAAAAUGGGUCUCAUAUACUCAGAACUUAAAAUCAGGCUCUGUAUACACUCAGAUGGCAAGUGCAUAUCAUGAAAAAAUAUUAAAAAAUAGAGCUUACAUAAAAAAUCUGAUUGACAUAGUUUUAUAUUUGGGACGGCAAGGACUAGCAUUCCGUGCGCAUAACGAAGAAAAAACAUCAAUUAACCAAGGUAUAACAUUUUAAAUUCAGUUUUCAAUAUUAUGGGUUUAAAAAUAAUACUUUUAUUUUUAAGACGUAUCAGUAACAAAAAAUGAAUUUUUUUUUCUAUUUUUCUAUUAAUAGAAGUCAACAUUUAUAAUAUAAAAUAUUAUUCUUAUGCCAUACUAUAAUUUUAUUUUAGGUAACUUUAAAGAAGCUUGUGUUUUACUGUCUAAAUGUAAUGAAGAAUUUUCUACUAUAUUUAAUGAAAAAACACUCUAUACAAGUUGGUCAAUCCAAAAUGACCUUAUAAACAUCUCUGCUCAAAUGAUAAAAAACACGAUUGUCAAUGAGCUGACAGAAAUUGGAUUUUGUAGUGUCAUAUGUGAUAAAGCAAGGUAAUAUAAAAAUGAAAUACAAAUAUUGUGAACUAUACUGAUUGUUUUAUCUUUUUAGGUGUUUCAGACAAGAGCAGAUGUCAAUUUGUGUACAUUACGCUAAGAAUUUAAAUGUUUAUGAAAGAUUUUUAGGUUUUAUUAAUGUGUCCGAGAAUCAAAACGCAGAUGCUUUGGCUACUGCUAUGGUCAAUUUUUUUGAAAUAAAUAAUAUAAAUGUACCUAUUGUAGCCCAAGCUAUGAUGAUGCUAAUGUUAUGUUGGGUAAAUUCAAUGGAGUACAACAAAAAAUUAAAUCGAAAUACCCGUAUGCUGUAUAUACUCAUUGUAUGGCACAUCGUAUAAAUCUAAUUGUUCUAGACAUGUACAAAUUGGUAAAGGUAUGAGGAAUAUAAUAUUAACAAUACAAAUAACUAAUAACUAAUAAGAAUGCUUAGAAAAAAUAAUUAAAAGUAUUCAUUUUUUUUUUAGGAUACUAGAAUAGUAUUUAAUUGUCUUAAGACAUUAUAUGUUUAUUUUUCACACCUUGCUAAUGAUGCAAAAUUUACUGAGAUUCAAGUAAAAUUAGGUAUCAAAAAAACUUCCCUGACUCGUUUAAGUGAUACGCGUUGGAAUUGUCGUGUAAGAAACUGUGUUGCUGUAAAAUUAAACUUUAAAGCUAUAGUUACAUUGUUAAAUGAUGAAAUCAAUUCUUCCACAAAUAAAGAUGUUGUACAAGCAAUGGGUAAGAAUAAUACAUUGAUUUUACUUGAAUUAUAACUAUUGUAAAAUAUAAAAUAUAGAUAUUAAAACUAUAAUUUAUUACUUUAUAGGCAUUAUGACACUUAUUAAUAAACCAUCAUUUAUUGCGAAUCUCUUAAUUUUGGAAGAAAUAUUACAAAUUAUAAAUAUAUUAUCUACUCAGCUACAAAAAAAAGAUGCAACAUUAGGAAGCGCUGCUACUUUAAUUGAAGGAGUCAUUAAAACCUUUGAGUCCUUACGCACAGAAGUUGAAUUUCAUAAUAUAUGGGAAAAGAUAAUCAAUUUUACCAAAAUCAAUAAUAUAAUAACAGAUUUCCCAGGUAAUAAAAUUAUAGUUUGUCCUACACUUAUUCUAUAAAUUAUAAAAAUGAAGAGUUGUUAUUAAUUGGUCAGGACAAAUAUAAAUGUGACAUGUCUUAUCAUUAAGAAUUUGCUAUUUUAUGAUUUUUGAGUAGUUUAAUUUUUAUAAGUUAAUUAUUGUUACUGUUUUACUAACUACUGUAUUAUAUUAUAAAUACCUAGGUAUCUAUCUGGAAGUAUGUAGUAUUUUAAUGUUUUAUCUCUAUUAUUUAUUAAAAUAGGUCCCAACAGUAACACAAAUAAACGUCAACGUCAAUCAACAAGUAAUUUAGAACAUUUUCAUGUUUUUGCAACUACAAGUUCUGAGCAAAAAUAUCAAAAUGAGUUUAAUCAAUUGAAAGGUUAUUGGAGGACUCAUUAUUAUCAAAUUAUAGACACUUGA
Cinara cedri is the source of this 2876-nucleotide messenger RNA. NCBI's taxonomy places the organism in Eukaryota, Metazoa, Arthropoda, Insecta, Hemiptera, Aphididae. The record is from the annotation of a GenBank genome assembly.